Molecule: messenger RNA, 315 nt
Organism: Phycomyces blakesleeanus NRRL 1555(-)
Lineage: Eukaryota; Fungi; Mucoromycota; Mucoromycetes; Mucorales; Phycomycetaceae
Exons: 1
Coding region: 1-315 (104 amino acids)
Source: RefSeq, a predicted model, not a curated record
AUGGUUACUUCGAACUUUGAAGCUAUACGGCUUAUGAAACAGACCGCAAAGCAAGACAACAUGAAUUUUUUGGCCAAGCCGGCUACAUCAAAGAUCUGCUACAAAGAGGAUUCCCCUGCGUCGGAAGGUGGCAGCAUCACCAACACAGACUCAGAAUCUUCCUCCAUAGAACUGGAUUGGGAAGAGGAAGAAAAAAAGCUGAGAAUUAUGGAAAAGAUUGACAGCAACCUUACGGAGCGUGCCAAAAAGAUCAAUGAACAGUAUGUGCUGUUUUCUUGGGAAAAUGUUGUUUUUGGUGAUAAACAGCCCGAAUAG